Messenger RNA from Stylonychia lemnae, 1185 nucleotides. NCBI's taxonomy places the organism in Eukaryota, Ciliophora, Spirotrichea, Sporadotrichida, Oxytrichidae. The record is from the annotation of a GenBank genome assembly.
AUGACAUAGUAUUUGAAAAAGAAGAUAAAAUCUAAGAAAAAGAACAAUAAUGUGAUAUAGUACAAGGAGUUGGAGGAAGACAACGAUGGAAAUGAAUUUGAAAAUGGAAUUGGGGAAAAAAGUACUGAAUUCUAGGAUGAAAGCGAAGAUAGCAGUUUGUAUGGCUAAGAAUAGUUAAUAUAUGGAAGUGAUCCAUCUCUAAUUAUGAACAUGGCAGGAAAUGGUAAUGGCCAGAGAUAGAAAUCUUACGCCAGUAGCUCGUCUAAUAACGGAUUAUUCUAAAAUAUAGACAUAAGCGAUAGCAAAUUUGAAGAGCAGAAGGCAGAAAAAUUUGAUCCCAAUAGAAUUUUAGUCGAGUCAGAUGCUUGGCCUGAAGAGUAAGAAGUUCAGGUUAAGUCUAAGAUCCAUAAGUUACUCCGACGAGAAAUGACUUAGAUAGAUCCUAGCAAGAUAUAUUUUAGCUAGAUUAAGAGUAAGCAUCUCAAAGAGUUGAGAUAUCUUCAUGAGGAAUGGUUUCCUCUGAAUUAUCCAGACACCUUCUAUGAUAAAAUAACUAAGAAUAAAGUAAUAGCAAUAGGCUGCUUUAUCGAUCUAGAUGCUUAGAAUAAGAACGUAAUACUAGGAUGUGCACUUGUCAAGAUUAAUAGCAAUAAUGAAGACAUUACUGAGAUGUACACUGCAAAGGAUUACUAUAGUGGAGGCAUUUUCAAUUGGUUCAAGACUACUUUGACUUGCAGAGAGUACUAGGCUGCUUAUAUUAUGACCAUAGGAGUAGUCGAUGAGUGUCGUAGGAUGGGACUUGGCACAAUGUUAUUAAGAGAAAUAAUCAAAAUUUUGAAUCAGUAAAUAACAGCCUGUGAAGUGAUAUACUUGCAUGUGGUAGACUAUAAUGAGACAGCAAUAAAGUUUUAUGAGAAAAAUGACUUUAGAGUGUUAAAAAGAGUUAAAAGCCAUUAUGUGAUCUUUGACAAGACUUAUGAUGGACUACUGCUCUACAAAGACAUUAAGGUUGAUUAGAGCAACGAAAGUCAUGAUGAUGAAAGUAAUCUUUAGCCAGCUAAAAGUGAAGGUGAAACUUUAUAAAAUAGUGAGCAAGUGAAUGCCAAAGGGAUAUUGAGCUAUAUUAAAUAUCCCUUUGAGUUUGUAUAUCAAAGAGUAUUGUAAAAUUCUUAAUAAAAUUAAUGA